UGAUUAGCUUACUGUGCUAGCCUUAUUUAUUAGUUACUGUGCUAGCCUUAAUGAUUAGCUUACUGUGCUAGCCUUAUUGAUUAGUUACUGUGCUAGCCUUAUUGAUUAGCUUAAUUGAUUAGUUGAUGUGCUAGUCUUAUUGAUUAGUUACUGUGCUAGUCUUAUUGAUUGGUUACUGUGCUAGCCUUAUUGAUUAGCUUAAUUGAUUAGUUGAUGUGCUAGCCUUAUUGAUUGGUUACUGUGCUAGCCUUAUUGAUUAGUUACUGUGCUAGCCUUAUUGAUUAGUUACUGUGCUAGCCUUAUUAAUUAGCUUACUGUGCUAGACUUAUUGAUUGGUUACUGUACUAGCCUUAUUGAUUAGCUUACUGUGCUAGCCUUAUUGAUUAGUUACUGUGCUAGCCUUAUUGAUUAGUUACUGUGCUAGCCUAGCCUUAUUGAUUAGCUUACUGUGCUAGCCUUAUUAUAAGGAAUGCACCAAACCUGAUACGUUGUGACCCGUUCGUAGCAGAAAUAGCCGUACAAUGGUUUCUCCAGUACCGCCGAGAUUCAGCCUGAUUUCGGUUCAGAUGAUAUUCUCAGCAUUUUGUUUCAUUUUUCAGAUUAAAAUGCCAAACAAAAGCAAAGCAAAGACUGCAAAGAGACGGAGCAUCGACGACGAGCAGCUCCCGCCCAAACAGAGCAAGGUAAACCGCAUGGACACCCAAUCCCCCCUGUGCUUCAACAGCCCGGUUCGCCUAUUCGAGAGCCUCAUCCAGCCCAUGGGGACGGAGCAGUUCUUCAGCGAGUACUGGGAAAAGAAACCCCUCCACCUACAGAGGUCCGACCCCGACACGGCCUCCUACUACCAGUCUUUGUUCCAGCUGUCCGACCUGCCGAGCCUGUGCUCCGAGGAUCUGGAAUACUACAGGGACGUCAACGUCGUGCGCUGCGUCAAUGGCAAGAAAAAAGUGUUCAACAAGCCGGGCCGAGUUAAGAGCAGUGUUAUCAAUAAGAACUUCGUUCAGAACAAGGCCACCAUCCAGUUCCACCAGCCGCAGAGGUUCAAGGAUGAGCUGUGGAGGAUCCAGGAGAAGCUGGAGUGUUUCUUCGGAGGCUUGGUGGGCUCUAACGUCUACAUCACACCACAGGAGUCCCAGGGCCUUCCACCUCACUACGACGAUAUCGAGGUGUUUGUCCUGCAGCUGGAGGGGCAGAAACGUUGGCUCCUCUACACUCCCACUGUUCCUCUGGCGGCGGAGUACAGCGUGGAGUCAGAGGAGAGGAUCGGCAGCCCGACCCAUGACAUUAUGCUGAAGGCAGGAGACCUUCUGUACUUUCCCAGAGGAACCAUCCAUCAGGCCAGCACCCCAGCAGGAGUGGACCACUCCACCCACGUGACUCUCAGCACUUACCAGAGAAUGUCAUGGGGAGAUUUGCUGUUGGACAUAUUUCCCAGCUUGCUGUGCAACCGCAGCAAGACUGAAGUCAGCCUGAGAGAGGGCAUACCCAGAGGCCUCUUACUGGGUAACAGUGAAAACCUGGACAACAGCAGGACACUGGCCGCUGGCCUCAGAUCUCUGGCUGAUGAACUGGAAAACGGGAUGCAGGAAGUCCGCUCCACUCACAUGAAGAGAGACUUCAUCACGAACAGACUGCCACCGUACAGCCAGCAGGAGCUGCUUGAACCAUCUGGCAAGAUUCCUGCCUUGGAGGAUAUGGUGUGUUUGAGGUUUAAAGACCAUAUGGUGAUGACAGUGGAGCCCAGCCAAGAGAAAACAGAUGAGGCCACAGAGAUGGUAAUCUUUGUCUUACACUCUUUGAAGAACCACAGGGAGAGCCACAUGAUGGGUGGCAGUUGUGAUGAAGAGGAGGAGCAGGACAUCUCCAGGGGCCUGCAGUUCCCCCUGUCCCACCUCCAGGCUCUGCGGCAGCUCCAACAGGCAGAGCAGCUGGCCGUGGCCCAGCUCCAGCUGCCCACACAGGAGGCCAAACUCAGUCUGGUCCUGGCUCUCUGGAGUGAGAGCCUGCUAGUUGUGCUAUAGCACACCACUACGUCAACAUAUCACUGAAGUGAUGUAUUAAAUCCACAUCUGUUGAUAUUUAUGAAUACCUCCUUAAUAUUCCUCUUUGUCUUACCGUGUUUGUUUUGAUCUGGAGCCCCCUGAAUAAAGCUGCCCCAGCUCCAGCAGUGCAGAUGUAGCUUUUUGAAGUACCGCUUCACACCAGCAUUUGUGAUAGAGAGCUGAAGUGUUGUGUGUUGAAGUGCGGGCUAGCCUCUGUUCCACCAGCUUCUGGAACUCAAUAGUCUCAUUCAAGGUUUCUGAAUAUGUGGUGUAUAUAUAUAUAUAUAAAUGGUUUACAUCGGCAUCCACUACUAUACUCGCUGUUACAUCAUUGUAACUUCAUAUCAAUGAAAUCAACCAAAGCUCUAUUCUAAAUUUAUUUUCCCAAAUUUUGUUGUAAUCUCCACUGUCCAAAAACGGUCGAGCCGUGACAUUAAAGGCUGAUCGAGCGGUA
Anarrhichthys ocellatus (wolf-eel) is the source of this 2496-nucleotide messenger RNA. RefSeq names its product ribosomal oxygenase 2 (gene riox2). The coding region runs from base 522 to 2021 and encodes 499 amino acids. The record is from RefSeq and is a predicted model, not a curated record. The transcript is spliced from 9 exons. Gene Ontology annotation, molecular function: histone H3K36 demethylase activity; histone H3K4 demethylase activity. NCBI's taxonomy places the organism in Eukaryota, Metazoa, Chordata, Actinopteri, Perciformes, Anarhichadidae. Gene Ontology annotation, cellular component: nucleolus.